Messenger RNA from Nylanderia fulva, 3279 nucleotides. The record is from RefSeq and is a predicted model, not a curated record. Lineage: Eukaryota; Metazoa; Arthropoda; Insecta; Hymenoptera; Formicidae.
CAUCAGCUAUGACAGAUAUCGCAAGAUUUUGUGUGUUGAUUGGCUCAAAUGUUUCGAAAUAAAAGUAACAUCGAUAGAGUGCAUCUUACGAUAUAUAUAUGUUCUAAGGAUCUAGCAAGAUCUAGCACGAAAAAUCGCGCCGCGAGUCGAUAUGUACAUGUUGUUUUGUGCAGUUUAAUAUUUUGCGGUAGUUGUGAUUAGUUGAUUAUUGACUGAUCGAAGCGUUGUGGUAAUCUGUAGACAGAUAAAGCGUUUUCGAUUAUGGCUACGUCACCAAAUUUUGAUUUAAAAGAGAGAUUGGAUGUUUGUUUCAAGGAUACAGCAGCUCUGAAUUUACUAUGCAGAAGUGUAUCUUCUGAGAUAGAAUCAGGUUCUAUGAAACUUUGCACAUUAGUGGAAACACUAGGCCUUUAUAUGACAGACCAAAAUGUUCUUACAAGAGAAACAGGGGUUACAGCUCUUUCUUCUGUUUUGUCACAAUUAUCCCAAGAUUAUCUUACAGAAUCAGAAUUGUAUUUUAUUACAAUCUUUUAUUGUGACAGGAUAAAGGAUCAUUAUAGUAUUGUACCAUCUGUAUUAAAUGGUAUUUUAGCACUUGUAAACAUGACUCAUUUACCUCAAAAUGCACCACUAUCACUGUUAAGAGUUAUGUUUGAGCAUGUUCAGUGUCAAUCUCAACUAUUAUCAGAACGUCGCAAAAUAUAUUUAAUAUUCAAAAUCUUGAUAGAAAACAAAUUAGACGACUUAAAAUCUAUGGGAUCAGAUUUAGUUUAUGGUAUUAUUAGUUCUAUCGAUGGUGAAAGAGAUCCAAACAAUCUUAUGUUAUUGUUUAAUAUAUUACCACAUUUCAUAAAAAAAUUUCCAUUGGGCCAUUUAGUUGAAGAAAUGUUUGAAGUUAUGGCAUGUUAUUUUCCAGUUGAUUUUAAUCCUUCUGGUACAGAGGAUCUAAAUGUGACACGGGAAGAUUUGGCAAAAAGUUUGGCUCCUUGCUUAUGCAUUAUUCCAGAGUUUGCAGAUUAUUGCAUUCCUCUUAUAAUUGACAAAUUAUAUUCCACUCAUAGGAUUGCUAAACUCGAUUCUUUAAAUUUAUUACGCGAAGGCGUUCAAACAUUUGGGCUGUUGAAAGUUAAAUCGUAUCUACCAGAACUAUGGACAAUUUUAAAGAAAGAAAUUAUUCCAGGAAAGGAUGUCGAAAUAAAAGAUGCUGCUUUAGAAACAAUAACAUCUUUAAUUAAAGUUAUAUCAAUUGAUGAAGCUGUUUGCAAAAAUUUUAUCGACACAAUAAUUAUUGACAUAAAAUUGUCUCUAUCUGAUGUACAACUUAGUUUGUAUAGACCUGCUCAGAGAUUAUUAGAGACAAUAGCAAUAAUUAAUAAAACAAUAUGUGUGCAAAUCUUGCAAGUCGUAAUACCUUUAUGUAUCGGUCAAUAUUCUACAAGGAAUUCAUCAAAUGAUAAAAUUUCAUUGAUAGAAACUUUAAAUAAUUUUGUGAAAAUUUGUUCCUAUUAUGGCUUUUGCAUUCAAGAUGUUGCAGAAUUAGCAUGGACAAAUAUACUUCAAAUAUAUUUAGAUGGUUUGAGAGUAGAGAAUAUUGAGCUGAAAAGCAAAAUAUUUGUCGGUUUAACAAUCCAAAAAGCUUAUUUAAAUGACGUACAACGUACUAUAUUCUAUAAUGCAAUAUGCAACGAAAUUGAAACAGGUUGUGACGAAAUGCAGAUUAUAUGUCAUACAGCUAUUAUAGAUUUUGCUACAUUGUAUCUUCAAGAAAUAUUAUUGCUAGUUAAAGACAGAUUAUUAUCAAAUAUAGAUGAAACGGGAGUAGAAUUAUUGAAACGUAGGAUAAAAGCUUUGUCAGCAGUUGCAAAAAUAUAUGAAUUAGGUUAUGCAAUUCUUCCAAAAAUUGUUUUAAUGUCGACAAACAAUAUUAAUACUGACAUUAGCAUUACAGCAUUACUGAAUAUCCAGAAGUUAAUUGCCUCAAAGAAAUCUGAUUUCAAUAUACAUCGAUUUCUAUAUAAGGAAUGUCAUAUUAUUGAGAAAUUAAUUUCGUACAGAACAAAUGUCAUCAAUCAAAAAAUGUUGAUAUCUAAUAUUUGUCAAUUAAUUGUACGAAAUCUUACAAUCGAAGAACAAUGCACAAUUCUAACAAAGUACGCCGUGACUUUAAAUACAAAAACUUCGAAAACUGACGUUACGAUAAUAAUGAAUCUUUUCAUUCCUUUGCGGAAAGAGAUUAACUUUAAUAUUACCAAUGAUAUGAUAGAAAAUUUGUGUAAUCUAGCAAUCGGCAAUUACAACCCGGAUAUAAAGCAAAUAAGCUGUAAAUUUUUAUCCGUUUUAUUAAAUAAAAUGGAGAUGGAAGAUCUUAAUAGAGUUGUACCUUAUCUUGAAGACAAGAUAAAUAAUAAUUUAAAAACGGAUAAUGAUAUCGAACUAAAGCAGCAUACAGUUAAUUUUCAAAUUUGGAUAACUAAAGCGUUUGUCACGAGAGGAUAUUGCAAGUCUCAAUAUUUUUGGAGAAAGUACCUUACACAUUUACUAACUCAUGAUGAAAUGGGUCAAUUUGUAAGUGAACAAUAUCAGAUUUUAGUAAGUAAAUAUGAAGAUACUUUAAUAGUGGAGAAUUUCUGCAAUGUAAAAAUUUUUUAUAAACAAAGAGUAUUUGAAUAUUUGUUACGACAAACUAUUAAUUUUACAAGUUUAAAUAGACAGAAUUAUCUUAUCGCUUUGGUACAUUUAUUGGAACAAAUGCCUGAAGAAUUAUUGUUCUUGCAUUUGACCGAGUUGGUGCCAUUGCUGAUCGAAUCUCUAGCUCUUAGUAAUGACUAUUUAAUUCUGUGGACUUUGAUGUCGCUUAAACUUUUGCUCGAUACAAAACACGACAUAUUUUUUGAUAAUGUACAGUGUGUUAUACCGAGAAUUGUGCAACUAUCAGCACAUCAAAUUAUGGGUAUUAGAAUAGCAGCUCUUGAAUGCCUGACGCAUUAUGCUAAUUAUCCCACUGUUUUGAUCAAUCCAUACAAGCAAGUUGUAUUAGACAAAUUGGGGAUAGUGAUCGAUGAUCGCAAACGUUUAGUCAGGAAAGUUGCUGUAGAAGCGAGAAUACGAUGGUUUAUAGCAGGUGCAUCUGAGACUAAAGAGUAAAUGAUAUUGCAGUUUAGUUUUACGUAUAAAUGUAACAUGAUUAAUUAUAUAUAUAUUUUUUUGCAUUAUUUUAUAUAUUCUAAAAAAUGUAAAUUUCUUAUUGUUAAAUAUACAAUCGUGUUAUAUAUCUAAAAA